GGUCAGUGUAAAAUGGAGUCCAGUGAGUGGAUCUCCUCUUGUACAACGUAGUAUAACCAGAGCAAACAACGUGAUACCAGAUCGUCGAGCACAAGUAUCAGUAAUAGCAGUAAUAGCUGCAACCAGGUGGUGUACUAGAAGACGUUGCCAGUUGACACACAUCGAGGCUCGUUAGUGGCUGAGUGACGAUGCCUUGGCUACUUCCGGACGAGACUCGACCAUCCUCUGUCGACAGAUAAUAAACACACACACACACACACACCCACGCCGCUUACAAUCAUAAAUAUAUAUAUAUAUAUAUAUUUGGUGGAUAUUGAGGAUAUAAGAGAGUGUCCCCGCACUCUCUCCAGAUUGUAGACCAUGUCUGGGCCGACGUCAGGCUCGAUCUCGAGUACGGUCGCGGGCCAAAUAACAAGCACCCUUCUGCCAACAGUUACCAAGAUUGACGCAAGGGAUGACUCAAGCUCCCUAUCUGUUGUGAUUGCCUUCUCGAUAGUUUGCGUCCUCGCUCCGGUGACCAUCACAAGCAACACCAUGAUCCUAGCAGCCUUCUACAGAUACAAGAGACUCAGGACCGCUUCGAACUGCCUCCUGGCUUCUCUCGCGGUCAGUGACUUCGGGGUUGGGGUUUUCAUUCCCUUUGGUGUAUACAUGGAACAAUUAGGACCACCGGAAACAGGAGUUUCGAGUAUUUGCAUCCUUCCGUACUGCAUAGUAAUCGCUCUGUGCAGUGUCAGUGUACUCGUCACCGUGGCAAUAGCUGUCGAUCGGUUGACAUCACUUGCUCAACCACUUCGUUACAAAAAUAUCAUCACUCACAGCAGCGUUGAAAAGUACAUCGCCGUGUUCUGGAUCUACGCUAUCGCGAUUGGACUUUCGCCGCUUAUAUAUGCAUACAUUACGGGAUUCCCGCCAACCAAUGGUGGAAGCUGUCGUUUCGGAGCGGCAAUUCAGCCACCGGUUCGUGUAUUUCUAGUGGUUGCAGUUUGGGCUCCAAGUGCUUUCGUUUUGCUCGGCUGUUAUAUAUAUGUUUACCUCGUUGCACGUUCACACGCUCGGGCAAUCUACACUGUUGAGCUGUCAUUCAGACAUCAAACGCAGACACUGGCACUACCGCGUUAUGGCCAAACUUUAGCGGCAACUGUUGGAGCUUUUCUCGUUCUCUGGCUGCCUUUUCAGGCAUGCAUGCUGCUUGACGUAUUCUGCGGUACUAGUAUCCUGUCAGAGUGGACAAUUGUUUGGCUGGGUCUACCAAUUCUCGCUCACAGCGGCGUAAAUCCCUGGAUCUAUGCGUUUCAUCACGGCGAAAUGCGCGUAGCAGCUGGUAAAAUAGCGGAGGAUGUUGUAACGCGCUUUGGCAUUCAUCCAAGCCGUUAUGGAUGCUCCCCGGUAGCUCGUGGUGGUUCAAAUCUGGAGCUCGGUGCGGUAAACAAGAAUCACGAGGAUCGUCGACCGCCUGUUGAAGAUUGCUUUGCCGCAAAACAUCAGAAUAAUUUUUACCCCGUAAGAGAGCGACGAUCUGAGACGACCAGUAAUAACAUUGAGAUUUCUCCGGAGGGCAAUGAAUCCGGGAAGCGAUUCUCCCAGUACGAGUCUGCAGUCGAUGUGAUCGAGGAGGACGUUCACGACCUUGCUAAAAUGCUCGGAGCAGAAUAUGCCGUCAAUAGAUGCCACUUGAUAGAUACAAAUCACAAUGUAGACAAAAUAAAAAACCUUAAAUAUCUUCUGGAUCCAACCUUCAACAAAAUACGUCACUUACGUAAAUUGAAUCACAAAAGUAUGGUCUGCUGCGGUAAACACGAGGGAGAAAAUCAGGGUAAGAAUUUAAAUCAAUUUAGAUUCAUUUCGUAUCAGAAUUUAAAAAGUGAUAUAAAUAGUCGACGUACGCUCAAACUGAACGCUUUGUCGGAUCCCACGUUAAAUGUAGAUACUCCGUACAGUGGGAGUGUCGAUUUGGGUGAAGGACUUCACAAAGACACAUUACUACGCUUUAAUCAACGAAGAGACUCCGGUCUGGCCUCUAUGUCCGAUCCUAAUAUCAAAGCGAUUCAUCUUGUCAAGGCGCACAGUCAUCGAGCAGUGGUUCCCGAGUGCCACCGGUUCUCUGUACAGAGCCUAGAUCACUCCCGGUGUCUUAUUCAAUCCCGUAAGCCUGAUAGAAAAACCUCCCGGGACUUAAAUCCGGUGAAGACGAGGAGCGAGAUUGCUGCCAGAUGGAGACAGGCAGCAUCUAAACAGCUUACUGUCACUGCUAAUAAACUCUCGAGCUUCUUUCACCCGGAGCACCAUCGGCUGAGUAAUUUUAGCGAUCACCAGCUUACGAUCCCAUCACCCUCCUCACAUUUGCAGCCGCCCCAAAGAUGCUUCGACAGUCUAAGACACUCCGAGUCUGUCGGCUGCGGUAUCGCAGGAUCCAAACUUUUAGAGCCUAAGAAACUUAACAGCACUUUGACUGUUCCUAUAAUUCACUCGGAGCCGCCCAGUCCGCAAGUUGACUUCCCACCUUUAGCGGCACUGAGGGAAGAAGAGUCGCUGGAUGACCUGGAGGCGAUCAGACCUCCUCAGACGAGGCGAAACAGCUCUAAAAGCUCGGUAAGACACUCAGAUCCCUUUCCUUAUGUUUUGCUGAACAUCGAAGACUUUGACAAGGAAUUAAGCCCUGAGGCUUCUAGUUACAACGUCAGGUCGAUUGAUCCAGAUGAAUUGAUUGCUGCUUUAUCGAAAGCUCCUGCAGAGACUCGGUUUUCUAGUAGCAAUCUUUUUCCAGAACACGACUCGACGAGGUUUAGCUCGCGAAGACCCUCCGAUUUAAGGUGGUCAGAGGCCUCCAGAAGUCAAGAGAUACUCUCGAAUAUUAACGAACACCAAAAGUCACCGUCCUCCUACUCGGUAAAUAAUUGUCAGACUUGCAACAGCGGGAGCGAUCUUAAUGACGUAACUUGUUUGGAUUCAUUUAUGUGCCCUGACGCACUUAGUUCCUCGUUACGUGAGUCCUUUUUUGAAGCACCGUCAAAUCCAGACUCAGACGUCUUCACCUCGCUAGAAGACACCGAGAUUAAGGAGUCGGUGCCAGAUCCACGCAGGUGGAUUCUCCCACCUGUUCAUUCUUCCGUCACUUCUGUUAAUAAUAAAACUAUAAAUAAUAAUAAUAAUAAUAUUAAUUGUCGGGAAAAUGGUAUUAGUAAACGGCCGGAAAAUGAGUCGCGUCAAAGCAAGUCGUCGGAUUCAGUAAUGUUGAGGUGCCGGCACGCCUUUCUGUGGCUGCAGAUGACGGGUCACAGAGGGAAAAUUAGUCUCAAUUCCAGCAAAAAUGUGAUAAUGAAUAGCUCGAAGAAGAAAAUGAGAUUAGCGCCGUUGGCUCCUUCUACACCCAUUGACAUUUGUUCACCCUCUGUAGAGAUUAAGGGCUCAUCUGGUAUUGGAGUUAAAGUGUAAACCUGCCGAGAAAGAACAAUUAUUUAAUCUUUGAUGUCUUUUUCAAUUGUACAAAGAAGUAAUAUUAAUAUUGUAGAGUACUUACUGUUGAGAGACGAAGAUACAAUUAUCAAAGUGUAAAAUCAAAAAAUAUAUGUUCGGUGAUAAGAAAUUGUUGUGUCGAUAUGUAUUAGUUUAAAUAAAAAUCGUCCUAAUGUAAUAUUAGAGGCUACUUGUCCUAAGAAAUGUAUAUUAAUUUAUGAAUAAUUUUUUAACAAUGUUGGAAUGGGUUAAAAUCGUGUCAAUUAUGACCGAUUACUGUGAUAGAAGUUAAAUGAAAUGAUUGCUGUACCUGUAUAAAAAAUAUAAAUAAAUGAUAUAUGUUAAUAUGUAUAUUUAUUGUAAGAUAUAAUUAUUAAUUGAUAAUUUUUUCAUUAAUUAUUAAUUUAUUGUGCCAAUUUGAGCGAAUUCAAUUACCAAAGCUUUAAUUGCGACAGUUUAAACAUUGUGUUUGUAAUUAAAAGUUUCAAAUUAAAGAAGAAAAAAAUAAUUAAGGACCAAAAUAAAUAAAAUCGAAUAGUCGUAGCUCAAAAGUAAAUUUAAAAUACAAGAGUUACACUUAAAACUCUAUAAUGUUUUUUUUUACUCACUGAUUAAAAUUAUAUUGCAAACAAUAAGCUUGUACAUGGCGAACAAAUUUAAAUGUAACACAGAUGUAUCUUCAACAAUUAAACGCUGUUUGUAAAAUAGGCUUUUAGUAUUAUGUAUGACAACUAUUGAUUAUGAAGAUAAAUUUCAAAACUAUGCCAAAGGCCAAUUAAACAAACGUAACAGAGCUACUUUUUAUACGCAUAAGUAAAGCGCAUGUAUGUAUUUUCUCAUUAAACAGUUACCUGUUAACACUCACGUACCUCUAUAGAAUUUUCAGUGUUUCUGAUACUAAAAAUUCUAUACCAACUGCGUCCGAUACUUACAAUAAAGUUAAUAGGAAGGAUAACAAA
Cotesia glomerata is the source of this 4415-nucleotide messenger RNA. RefSeq lists its product as uncharacterized. Gene Ontology annotation, biological process: adenylate cyclase-activating G protein-coupled receptor signaling pathway; regulation of metabolic process. The transcript is spliced from 4 exons. NCBI's taxonomy places the organism in Eukaryota, Metazoa, Arthropoda, Insecta, Hymenoptera, Braconidae. Gene Ontology annotation, molecular function: phosphatidylcholine binding; G protein-coupled receptor activity. Gene Ontology annotation, cellular component: membrane. The record is from RefSeq and is a predicted model, not a curated record. The coding region runs from base 361 to 3435 and encodes 1024 amino acids.